Sclerotinia sclerotiorum 1980 UF-70 is the source of this 771-nucleotide messenger RNA. RefSeq lists its product with no specific name. The record is from RefSeq and is a predicted model, not a curated record. The transcript is spliced from 7 exons. Lineage: Eukaryota; Fungi; Ascomycota; Leotiomycetes; Helotiales; Sclerotiniaceae. The coding region runs from base 1 to 771 and encodes 256 amino acids.
AUGUCAAAAAUCAUCUUUGAAGUUCAAGUUCGGAGCAAGAAACGAAAACGGCAGCAAAGGGAAAAAGACCUUGUUCAAAUAACCAAGACCGACUUUCCGAAUAUACCGUCUUCGUCCUUUUAUUGGUUAUACUGGACUUCAUGGUCCUUUUACAUAAGGCUUCCUCGAAAGAAAGGAAAUAACAAUAGUGAAGGAUGGAGGGAGUACGACGGUAUCAAGGAUUCAUUCAAAUAUAAUAUCGAGCUUACUGACGCGCAGAAUCGUGGAGGAUUCCACAAUAGAGGAUAUCAUUUCUUAGGAAUCAAUAUACAGGCUACACGGGAGCAUGUAACCCACAGCAAGCAACUCCUUUUGGCAGACAGAGAACCCUUGAUUAUGGCAACGAAGGGGCAUCCAAACUCAUUCACCAUGCGAGUAUUGAGGAUCCCCAGAUUUCUACGAUGUUUCGCGUACCAAGAUCUAAGCCACUGCGAACUUCUUAUAUUAGGGGCAUUCCAUGAGCAUUUAAAGCCAGUGUUUUCAAUUGAGAAAUGCCUUGGUCAAGGCACAAUCCCAUGGGUUUCUGAGACCAAGCAAUUCCCAGCCAUGAUGGAAAAGCUCUUCCACUCUCAUCAGCCGGCGCAAUCAAGCAGGAGCUAUGAAACUGACACAAGAACAACAUUUCUUGGUACGGAACACAAGAUAUUGGUACGCUUAUCGUCAGCAUCUCGUGGUAAACUGUACAAUGACUACAGAGAAUCCGAGAUAAAUCCUUAUCUGCUAGGUAUCUAG